This is a messenger RNA of Lolium rigidum, 729 nucleotides long. Its product is annotated as polyubiquitin-like. The record is from RefSeq and is a predicted model, not a curated record. The transcript is spliced from 4 exons. Gene Ontology annotation, cellular component: ribosome; cytoplasm; nucleus. Gene Ontology annotation, biological process: translation; protein ubiquitination; modification-dependent protein catabolic process. NCBI's taxonomy places the organism in Eukaryota, Viridiplantae, Streptophyta, Magnoliopsida, Poales, Poaceae. Bases 1 to 729 code for a protein of 242 amino acids. Gene Ontology annotation, molecular function: ubiquitin protein ligase binding; structural constituent of ribosome; protein tag activity.
AUGCAGAUCUUCGUGAAGACCAUCACCGGGGAGACUCUCACGGUUGAGGUUGAGAGCAGCGACACGAUUGACAGCGUCAAGACCCAAAUCCAGGACAAGCAAGGAAUCAUCCGCACCUCCGACGCCAACGACGACCAGCAUCAUCAGCUGCCGUCUCUCGUCUUCGCCGGGAAGCAGCUAGACGAGGAGGACGGUCGAACGCUGGCCGACUACGGCAUUGGCAAGGAGUCGACGCUGCACCUCGCGCUCGGCCUCCGCGGCGGGAUGCAGAUCUUCGUGAAGACCGUCACCGGGGAGACUCUCACGCUCGAGGUCGAGAGCAGCGACACGAUUGACAGCGUAAAGGCCCAGAUCCAGCACAAGCAAGGAGUCAUCGGCACCUCCGACGGCCAUGACGACGACCGGCAUCAUCAGCUGCCAUCUCUCGUCUUCGCCGGGAAGCAGCUAGACGAGGAGGGCGGACGAACGCUGGCCGACUACGGUAUUGGCAAGGAGUCGACGCUGCAGCUCACGCUCGGUCUCCGCGGCGGCUACCCCUACAACGGCCGCGGCUACUACCCCUGGUUCGAGGAGCGCAGCCUCCAGGCGCUUGCGCUCAACUACAACUUGAAGAAGAUGAUCUGCCGCAAGUGCUAUGCUCGCCUUCCUCCGAGGUCCACCAACUGCCGCAAGAAGAAGUGUGGCCGCAGCAGCGACCUGAGGCCGAAGAAAACGUAUCGCUGCUGGUGA